Messenger RNA from Drosophila innubila, 1879 nucleotides. Its product is annotated as protein rolling stone. Gene Ontology annotation, cellular component: membrane. The transcript is spliced from 7 exons. NCBI's taxonomy places the organism in Eukaryota, Metazoa, Arthropoda, Insecta, Diptera, Drosophilidae. The record is from RefSeq and is a predicted model, not a curated record. Bases 468 to 1439 code for a protein of 323 amino acids.
UUUUGGAACGCGCGUCGCGUCGAUAAGUCGUGAUUUGUUCGGUGGAUCUGCAGAGGUUUGGGUCUCGUUAUCGUUAAUGAGUGGCAUUAUUUCUGUUUGGGAAGGUCUCUGCCAAUUUAAAUUUUUAGUGAACUAAGUGUACAAUUAUAAAAAAGCAAAUGUUGACUUCCUCUACUCGCACAUUCAAGGAACGGCAACCCAAAUACCCAACAAAUACUUGAUCGGAUAUAGUAAAGUCAAUUCUAGCAACUUGACGAACUGAAGCAUUCCGAAUGCCGCAAGUUGAUAACAACCGGAUAGAAAGCAUGGCAAUUGAAACAAACUGUUGAUAUUACAUAACACAGUAAAUGCAUGUCUCGACAAAUUACGCAAACCUUCUAUUAAACUAAACCUGCAUCAGAUUAUACUAUAAAGAACAUCCAAGGAAUCACAACGAGUCUGUUGAAAACAUCUCCGAUUUUAAAACGAUGACAAAACUUCAAGUAAUUGUUCACCCCGUCAGGAAGGAGUUUCGACGAAAACGUUGCGGAUUCGAUCACGAUACACCCGAUGACUUUGUCAAGUCGCAGUGGCAAACCUGUACAAAAAGCAUGACAUAUUUGAUUUAUCGCUGGUUUAUGGCUCUCUUCUUUAUUGGCGUCGUCAUCGAAUCCAUGUGGCCCCAGGCCGACGAUGAAUCCAGCUACUGGCUGUACUUCAUCUAUAUGACCAAUUGGGGUAUAUGGAUGUGCAUGCUGACCAAUUUACUAGGGGCUAUAUUAGUUAGCAUUUGGCACCAUCAUCCAGAAUAUGCGGAUAAACUGUUAAAUAUGCAGGCCUGGACGAGUCCUUUUCGCAUUUACUGGAGCAUGCACAUUAUAACGCUCGUACUGUCGGUAGUUAUUACCAUUAUCUACUGGAGCAUACUUUACGAUGCCAAUGAAAGCGCAUUGGAUGCAACAAAUGUGCUCACCCAUGGCUUCAACUCGAUUUGCAUGUUUAUUGACCUAUGGAUUGUGGCACAUCCAUUGCGAUUACUCCAUGUAUUUCUGCCAGUAUUAUUUGGUAUUAUCUAUGCCAUUUUUUCAUACAUCUACCAGAUGUGCGGUGGCAUGAAUAAGAAAGGAAAGCCAUAUAUCUAUCACGUGAUUGACUGGAGUCAGCCGAGGAAUGCAUUUAUUACAGUUCUAGGUGUCCUGGUUCUCUCCUGUUGCGUCUAUGCACUCCUAUUUGCCUUCUUCAAGCUGCGCCUCUUCCUCUCGCGCAGUUGUCGACAGGGAAGCUUUGUGCUGCCGACGACGGCCAGCAAAAAGUCUGGCAAGGCUGUCGAUGACAAGCAGACAACACCGAAUGGUAUUCAGCAUUCGUCUUCUAGAAUAUCCAUGGUUCUGGGCAACUAUGCUGGCUAUGAGAAUCAAGCAUACUCUCCGACCAGUGGAGAGUUGGCGCCAAAGAGUUAAGAUAUUAAGCAAAAUAUCGGGAUAAUAAUUUUUUAGGUGUAUAUUUCACCAAAAUCUUACUGUGGUCUAGACUUUAUUGCGACUUUAGUCAAUCUGUACAGUAGAAUUUCGAGCCAGUGAUAUUAUAUUAUAUUGUAGUUAAUCUUAGGCAAAUAAAUGUAGCUUUGUCAAGGACGUUUUUUUCAAUAUUCUACAGAUGUUUACUUGUACUAUUGUUGAUAUUUAUUUUCCAAUUGAAAAACCCAAAUAAAAAUUAGGAAUUCCAUAAAUUAAUCAAAACUAGUUGACAGAACCCAACCGAACAAUUUCGAUUGGACAGAGAAUGAAUUUUCACCCCUUUUCGUGGGAACUUUACAGUUGAUAAUCAAAAAUUAAUGUGCAGUGACAUUUUGUGGAAAGGUUAAACACUGGAAUAUAAAAGUUUGCAUGCACCCAGAAAA